CCGGGGUACGGUGACCUCUGUGCCGUGACGUCACAAUUUCUUCCGCCAUUUUAGCUAGACAUCGGCCAUUUUCUGGUGACACGUCUACGAUCCGACGAAAUCCGCGGGAAUCGACCGACAUUUUACUUUCCUGAGAUUCCAAACAAGCCACAAAGAAUCCCAUCUAUCAAGAUGUGGAAGAUUCGUGAAAUCACGGACAAAGUCACCAAUGUGGUGAUGAACUACUCGGAGGUGGAAGCGAAGGUCCGAGAAGCGACCAACGAUGAUGAGUGGGGCCCACACGGCACGCUGAUGGCAGAGAUCGCCAAGUACACCUUCACAUACGAACACUUCCCUGAAGUCAUGGGCAUGCUGUGGAAAAGGAUGUUACAUGACCCCCAGAAAAACUGGAGGAGACCCUACAAGUCGCUGCUGUUGCUGUCGUACCUUGUGAGGAACGGUUCGGAGCGGGUGGUCACCAGCGCCAGAGAACACAUCUACGACUUGCGCCAGCUGGAGAACUACCACUUCAAGGACGAGCUGGGCAGAGACCAGGGAAUCAAUGUUCGUCAGAAAACCAAAGAUUUGAUUGACUUCAUCCAAGACGAUGAAAGACUCAGAGGAGAAAGGAAAAAAGCUAAGAAGACAAAGGACAAAUACAUUGGCAUGUCCAGCGAUGCCUUCGAAGGAGGUGGCAGCAGAUACAAAAGGAGCCCUGAUGGUGACAGGUAUGACCCGGAACCACGUAACCCAAGUGCCAUGAAGGAGUACGACGAUGAGAUUGAGAGACAGAACCGUACUCGGCCCAAGUUCAGCCUCCCCGCCCGCAUCUUUGAAGACUCACCAGCAGGAAGUGUAGGAGAGUCUGACGAGGAUGAAGGUUAUGCAGAUGAGCCCACGAACAGAAAAGGAAAGAAAUCGUGGAAAAAAGAUAACGGCAGCGGAGGUGGAGGGGAUGAGGAUGCAGAGGAAGCAUACAGCGAUAGUGAGGACAGGGGGAGUAAUUCAUUCAAAGAUGAAGAAACGUACGAAUCCCAUGAAACAACGAUGACGACGAGAAAAGAGCGCGUGACCAAGAGGACAUCAAGAGGCAAAAUUGACCUGGGAGCAGCGGCCUCAUACGGGAAAACUGCAGGAAGAACAGAGGAGGCAAAGGAGACAAAUGCUGUUGCAGCGAAGCCUAACAACGACCUUGACCUUCUUGUGGACACUGCUCCGCCCGUCAUGCAGCCGACCAGUCCUGCCGGCUCCUCGUCAGGGUUCGCCAACUUUGCCGACUUCAACUCCGCACCCGCGAACGAUGGCUUCAACCCCCGAGGCAGGACCGUUUCUCAAGCAUCUCAGGGCAGUGAUUUUGGUGCAUUCCAAGCAGUUCCAACAAGUCCUCCGGAGCAGUCCUAUGCAGCAUUCCAGUCCACAGAGUUCUCCUCCACCACGUCCACCAACCUGACGUCUGCCAACAUGAGUAACCAGGCACUGCUGGGGGCCAUGAUCACACCACAGCCCAUGCAGAUGAUGCAGCCCUUGGGGGCCCAGCCCCUUCAGCCCCAGCCUGCCCUGCAGCCGACCCAAGCUCCCCAGUUCCCAUCUCUUAACGCCCAGCCUUCUAGUUCUACUCCUGCUGCCACUGCCCCUGAGGCAGGCACGCCGCAGAAGCCAGUAGCUCGACUGUGGGCCAACACUAACGUCAACAUUAACCUGGACAACCUGAGCCCAGGACGGCAGCCAGAGAGACCGGCCCAGCCCAGUAUGAACCAACUGGCUGGACAAAACCCCAUGGGUGGAAUGCCGGCGGGCAUGACGUCGCCUCAACAGAUGAUGAGCCCAACCAGCCCCAUGAGAGGCAUGCCCGCCAACAUGGCCCCCAUGCCCUCCAACAUGGCCACCAUGCCCACCAACAUGGCCCCCACUGCCCACCAGCAUGGGUCCUAUCACAUCAGGGAUGGGCAACAUGCAGCUGGGCAGUACCCCCAAUGAUGAACCCCAUGAUGCAGCCAAAUAUGGGCAUGCAGCAGCCAAAUAUGGGCAUGCAGCAGCCCAUGAUGGGCAUGCAAGGCACCAUGGGAAUGCAGCAGCCAGGAAUGGGGAUGGGCAUGCAAGGCACCAUGGGAAUGCAGCAGCCAGGGAUGCAGGGAAUGGGGAUGCAAGGCACUAUGGGAAUGCAGCCAGGAAUGGGAAUGGGUGGAGGAAUGGGAGCAGUACCAAACCAGAUGCAACAGAGACAAGACAAAGCAUUUGCUGCCUUUGGAAACUUCGGGAAAUGAUGUAACAAUGGUACUACAAAAGUACAUUUCAGAGACAUUUUUCUGUAACAUUUUCUUAUCUCAUAGUAUUAGAUUAAAUGUAUUGGGCUCAGAAAGAAAAUUGGGUGAAAAUUUCCACAGCAGAUGAUAGUGCCAAUAUCAGGUAAGAUGUCAGAAUUUACUCGGAUUGGAGGUAUAUAGAAACAGAAACAUCUCUUUAAAGAAAGGAACACAACAGACUUUUGAACUAGUUCCAAUAUGCAUGGAAGACAUUUAAAUUAUGCAAAAGAGAAGGUUAGUCAUACUAGGGUCCACAGAAAAAUGUACACAACAGCUUCAUAAUUCAAAAUUACAACCUGAUGAAGUUUAGAUUCUCAUUCUGAGCAGCAAAAGUGAUGACUUUGGCAAUGCCUGUGGGUCAGAGCCUUUUAAACAGAAAUUGUAAUUGUUUAUCCGUUGUUUCUCAUCAUUCUGCCACAAUGGUUGUGGAGUAACUGCAGCUUUGUAAGGAGAAGAAAAUGUUUUGUACAUGAAGUUCUACGUGUUGGACUGUAGCAAGCAGUGCUGGAAGUGCCUGUCUUAGGCCAUACAAAUUUACUUCCUUGGUUCUGAUAUUUUUUAUCAAAACUGCAAGAGGACAUGAAAACAGAGGGCUAGGAGAAAAAUCUGCAGACAUAACCUCCAGACUCUGUUUUCAUAUUGAUCUACCACUUCAGCAUUGUUAGUUUUUGAAUCUGAGAACUAACAAAAUUGGCCUUUGUUCAGACUCAGAGAAAGGGAUGAAUGCAUCAGGAGUCUUAGUAACUGAGGAGGAUUGUGAAUAAAGUGAUUAGGAUUUGUGAUGAGGGUAAAUGUUCCAUACAAUGUAUGGACAAUCUUCUGACAUGCCCAUAUUAGGAACUCCAAUGAUAGUACCAAUUACAUGUAGAAAUUAGCAUGUGGCUGUUUUAAAUACUUGUAAUUACAGAAAUAUUGUAUAUAUAUUCAAAGUUAUGUACCUGUACAGUCAAAUCUUGGUAAUUGUUACAUGGUUAAUGAUGAUAAUAAUGAUAAUGUUAAGAAAACGUCACAUUGUAGUGUAGUCAUGCAGAUCUAUUUUUCACAUGUCUGUUUUGUAGCUAGUGUUUGCUAUAAUAAUUCUGGCACAUUCCAGGAAGAACUCUUUAGGGGUAGUCUCAAAUCUUUAUGUGCAGGUUCCAUACCAAAUCAGUUUUAAGCGACAAUUUUGACAAAGCACACUGCAGGGGUGUUAGGGAGUGAUGGGAAUCGCGUGUGGUCACAUAUUCUGCUGGUGUUAUUCAGUGUGUCUGCUUGGGAACUGCACCUAGUUUCUUGUUGGUCAGCCUAAAUGAAAAACAGCACUUCUAGAACAAAACUGGUAGUCAAUCCCUCUCAAGAUGUAGAAUGGACAGGUAGAUAUGUGGUUACCCCUGACACACGCUAGGAAAACAACAAGGACUUGUUCAAGUGCAUCAGCAACAAAUGUCCCGUUUCAAUCAUCUGUCCAUUGUGUGUGAAGAACAAAAGUUUUAUGCUAACUACUUAUACCUGCAGGUUGGGAAUUUAAAGUUGAAAUAGUUGACCAUUUGUAUCUACAACAUCUCAUCUAUCACUUAGUCUAGUUAUUUGUGUGGCACCACAGAAGAGCUGACAACGAAUAUCCAAUCUUGGUUUUCUGUUCCUAAUGUUUCACUAAGUGUCGUGCCAGUGCAUUCUCUGAUAAGAUCCUCCCAUCUUUUCCAUUUCCUACCCCUCCUUCCUACCUGGACUGUUCUUGUUUGAUGGUUUUGGCUGGUCCUGAUGACCGUAACAUGUAACCAUACCACUUCAGUUUCCCACAUUUGGUCACAGAACGUGGGAGAGACAUUGCCUAAUCUGACACGAACGUGUAAUGAUGGGCAAACCACUUCAGUGUUUCCGUUGUUAUUGUCACUAGUGUGCAGGAAAAAAAUGAAGCCAGCCUGUGCAAUUUGGGCAAGACUUUUCCAGCUACACAUAUCAGGAUUUCUGUCCACAAAGUCGUGAUUAUUAACACCUCACAAGUGAAUUCAUUCUUAGUUUCUUUUGUGAUGUUACAAUCAAUAUGUUUACUGGACAAUAUGAUUAUAUUAAAAUGCCACAAAUACAAUGAGUUUUUUUGUCCACGUUCCAACGCUAAUUCUUUGUUCUGAAUAAAUAGGACGAUUUUA
This is a messenger RNA of Branchiostoma belcheri (Belcher's lancelet), 4411 nucleotides long. Its product is annotated as clathrin interactor 1-like. Gene Ontology annotation, cellular component: endosome; plasma membrane; clathrin vesicle coat. Gene Ontology annotation, biological process: endocytosis. The coding region runs from base 172 to 1956 and encodes 594 amino acids. The transcript is spliced from 14 exons. The record is from RefSeq and is a predicted model, not a curated record. Gene Ontology annotation, molecular function: phospholipid binding; clathrin binding. Lineage: Eukaryota; Metazoa; Chordata; Leptocardii; Amphioxiformes; Branchiostomatidae.